AUGCAGGUCACAAUGAUGCUGGGUCUCUUGGCGGUGUCGGUACUUGGCCGAAACUGCCCCCAGGAGCUUCAUGGGGUCUUUGCAGACAUGCACGAUGGUGACAAGAAGCAGGUGACCAUCGCAGGGACUUCCCUGACCAUCAAGCCCAGUGGAAACUCACAGUCCUGGGUCGUGAAAGCUGAGCUGGACACCGAGUCCUGCCAGGCGACUGUCGACUUCAACGUCCCAGGAAAGCCAAAUCCACCUCCUGUGAAUUUGCUGAUGACGCUUUGGCUCGCCACGAGUGAUGAAGCCUCCGCCGGACAAGCGAAAACAACCUUCGAGUUUACAGAUCCAAGUGGCAAGCUGGCUUCUCCACACAUGCCGCUGAACUCUUGGCUUUUCUUGGGUACCCCGCAGGUUGCCGCGGUCUCAGGGGUCGUGGAUGGUCGUUGA
Symbiodinium necroappetens is the source of this 435-nucleotide messenger RNA. Lineage: Eukaryota; Dinophyceae; Suessiales; Symbiodiniaceae. The record is from the annotation of a GenBank genome assembly.